UGUUUUGUAUCUGGAUUGCGUUCUGUUGCGUUAGGAAACGUUGCGAAAAAUGAGUAAAUAUUAUUGUGUAUAGUUUAUCAUGACUUCGAUAGUAUUUCCGCAAAAGAAUAUGGACAAAUCAAGUAUUUAUGAGCAAAUAACAGAAAAAAUAUUACUUUAAUGAACCGAUCUAUUUUCUUUUACAUUUAGUUGGUUUAUAUUCUUUUUACAACUCUCAAGAAAUAAACUUAAAGAUAUAUAUAUAUUUUUUUCAAAUGUAAUGUAUUUUGACUGAGACUCAUUUGUACUGCAUUUGCUAUAGAAAUAAUAGUUCAGAUUUUUAUUUAUAAUGUGGAAGAAAUUGAAAGGAGGAAGAAGACAAAUACUUCAGUUGGAAGAAAAGAAACGCCCUAAAGAUUCAUCUAAGUCAAAGGUGAAGAGUUUAAUACAUUACAGUGACAGUGAUGAUGAUUCAAAAAAAUCGAAUGAAUCUGAAAGUUCCUCCUCAUCAACAGCACAAACUAAAAAUGCUGCACCUUUAGAAUCCCAGAUAGCUGACUUUUUCAAGGAAAUUGAUGCAUUGUCUGUACCUGAAGAAAUAUUGAAAGACACAGAUAAAAUAACUUCAACCUGUAAAACGGAAAACGUAAAAGAUCAUACUCCUAAAACCUGCAGUUCAGAUGCUGCUGUUCAUUUGCAAGCUUCUACUUAUAGAGAGGACAGUCAUUCUGUUGCACCAAAUACCUACUGCCCUUGGCAAGAAAUUUGUGAUAGCUCAACUGGUUACAAUUAUUACUGGAAUGUGCAAACAAAUGAGGUCACAUGGGAUUGUCCUCCAGAAUAUGCUGCUUAUGUUAGAUCUUUUAAUGAAGUUACUGAAAAAGCUAUUCCUGCUUCCCAAAACGAUAAAAAUACUGAUGGAACAGAAAAGAAAAAGAAAAAUAAUAUUGUAGUACCUGAAGGGGCAAUAAUUCCGAUAUCUUAUUUUGGGGAUUCUUCAUCUUCAGAUAAUUCAUCUGAUUCUGAGAGUGAAGCGACUAAUAAGAACACAAAGUUUGAAAAAUUAUAUGAAAUAAAUAAAAAUAAAACUGUUGAAAAAGUAGAUUCAACAAGUAAAUCUAAUGAAGCAGAGGUCAGUGAAGUUAAAGGUCCUUCUUUUCCUCACUGUUACCAAUUUCCACACAGUGAAUCUGUUAAAAAAGAAACAGAUUCACAAAUGACAAUCUCUCAAAAUCCGGUUUCUGAAGUUGUUAAAAUUGACUCAUCACUACCUCUCAAAACUUUGAAUGACAUAACAGAAACACCGUCACAAUCUAUCUUAGAUGAGUUACCUGCGGAAUCAUCAACUCAUGAAGCUUCAUGGAAAAAUUCACUAAAAGAUGCAGAAAAAAAAAGUGUGCAGUUGAAUGAAAAAGCUGGUGAUGAAAGUCCAGAUUCCUCUGUGAACAAGGAGGAAAACUCUCUUAGUCAUAAUGCAUAUCAAGUUAUCAAUAAUACUUAUGGCUUUAGGCCAGUGGUUGAUUAUGACAGCUUUACAGAUGAGGAAGAAGAAAUUUCUGUUGCUAGUAUAUCAUCAUCAAAACCAAAUGAAGAUAAAAAAAAUUGUGAAAUUAAGUCUUCAAGCCAACAAGAACAGGAGAACAUAACUGAAAGUGCAACAAAGCUGUUUAUUGGAGCUCAAAAUAAAAUAAGCAGCUUUAAGAGGAAAGCUUCUGAAGUGUUAACAGAAAGUACAAAAAAUGAGGAAUUAAUUAAAAAACCUAAAAGGAAUGAUGUGAAUAUCGAUAGCUUAUUUUCAUCUCAUUCUUCCUAUGGGAAAUAUGGUUUUGGAUUUGGGUGGAAAAAACCUGUAGAUGAACAAAAUGAUGAAUUAUUUACUACAGGUACUCAAAGUAACAGAACUCGCAAACAUAAGAGUGAAUUUAAAAAAGUUAAUUUUAUAAAAUCUGAGGAUAUUCUUGAUUUGAAAACAUUAAAUAAUGAAACCAAUCAGGCUUUAGUUGAUGAGCCUGUGCUAACAAAUACUGAAUGUGGCCGAUCCAUUGUCUCAGAACAGAAUGAAAAACCUCUUCGAAAUAAUGAGGAACUAUUGGAGAUUGCUCCAGCUAAAGAAAAUGUAAAAAUUUCUAGUGAUUGUGAUGUAGAUUCUUCAAGUAUAAUUAGUAUAAAAGAUAAAAUUGACUUUUCUAUGUUAAGCAAAAAGAGGAAAAAUACUAAAUCCAUUUUUAAUGCUGGAACCACUUCACUAAAAAUAGAUGAUGAUUUAGAUGAAAUUGAUAAGGCCUUAUGUGAAGCUUUAGAUGCCAAGAAAUCCUCAAAAAAGGCUUUUGUGAAGUCUGCAUCUCCAGUUUCUGAUGUUCCAAAUACAUCCAAAAAUAUGGUAGAAUCUACUACAUCAGUUGGAAUACUUCAAGAGGCAGAACCUGUUUGUAAAGAUGCAGUUGAUACAGAUGCUUUAACUGAUGAAAUUUUAGAGAUUUCUUCUGAAGUAAUUGACAAGGUUACCUUUUUAUUAACUGCUCCAUCCACUCAUGCAUCUUUUAAUGGGGUCUUUUUCCAACUGCAGACACGUUUCGUUGACUGGCAGGCAGGUGCUUUGGACAGUACAUACUUCAUGGCACGACUAAAGGAGUUGGAGCAGUACAUCCAGCAUUAUGAAAUGAGUGUUAUUUCUGGUGAUUGGACAUGCAAGUGGGACAGGGUAAACAAGAGAUAUUUUUUUACUAACAUCAAAACUCAGAAUUCACAAUGGACAUAUCCUGAGGAAAUCUGUAAUGAAGACAAGCCCUCUUCUGUCCAGCGAAAAGCAGAAUCUGCUCCUUUACUAGCUUCUAGUUUCGCGUCAGAGCGAGAUGAUCUUCAAACAGUUUCAUCAUCUUCAACAGCACAUGAAAAUUUUGCCUAUAAAAGUUUUGCACCAGAAUCAAAAGAUAACUCAUCUGGUUCAAGAUGGAUUCUUCAGUGUUCACCCCCACCUCCUCCUCCUGAUACACCUCCUCCACUACCUCAUACUCCUCCACCUGAAAGUCCUCCUCCACCACCUAAAAGUCCUCCUCCUCAGCCCAAAAGCCAUCCUAUGCCACCUCCUGAUAGUACAGAAACAUUGAGAGAACCUGAAGAUAUGGAUAUUGAGAACUCAAAUGAUUCGAGCUCCUUUCUGUUUGUGACUAAUAGAAGGAUAAUUGAUGGUAAAGAAAGAGGAGUGGAUAAUAAAGAAGGAUCGACGUAUUACGUAAAUAUGCCGGAUGGGGAAUUAAAAAAGAAUUCUACUUCCUAUGCCAGUUAUGUUAGAUUGAUUGAAGAUCUGUCUACAACAAAAGGAGGCUAUGAUUAUUUAAUGAAUCUUUCCAAGUCAUCCCGAUCAAGACCUUAUUCUCUUGAUAAUUCUGAGGUUAAUAGUGUGCAUUGGUCUCGGCCAUCUUGUAAUUCUCAAGAAAAAAUUGAUCUGAAUUCAGCUGGCAGUAAAUCAACAAUUACAGAAAUUCCAGCAAAUCUGACAUCAGUAAUUACAGAAAUUCCAGCAAAUCUGACAUCAGCAAUUACAGAAAUUCCAGCGAAUUUAACAUCAACAAUUACGGAAGUUCCAGCUAAUUUAACAUCAGCAAUUACAGAAGCUCCAGCUAAUUUAACAUCAGCAAUUACAGAAGCUCCAGCUAAUCUAACAUUAGUUACAGAAGUUCCAGCUAAUCUAACAUCGGCUGUGAUAGCAGUUCCAACGAAUCUAACAUCAGCAAUAACAGAAGUUUCACUGAAUCUAACAUCUGCAAUAACAGAAGUUUCACUGAAUCUAACAUCAGCAAUAACAGAAGUGCCCGCAAAUCUAACAUCAAUAAUUACAGAAGUUCCUGCAAAUCUAAUUGAAGAAAAAAAUUCUGAUACAUUGCAUCUUAAAAUAACUAAACCAGGGAGUGCAGUAUCAAAGAAAGAAAAAAAGAAGGCAAAAAUACAACUUGGUCUUGGAUUGAAGAAAAAGAACUUACCAUCUCUUGUUGAAAAAUGGCAAAAAAUUAAAGAAGAACAAAUCAGAGAAGAUAGCAUUAAUGAUUGAAAAAGUAUAAAUUCAUUUUAAAUCUUGGUUAACAUAUUUUCAGUAAAUUUUUCUGUGGUAUAAAGUGAACAGUUUUGAAGAAUAUUCGAAGUUCACUACUGUCAGGUAUAAAAACCAUUUUCUCAUUGUUUGUAAAUAAAAAGAGGAAGCAAUAAGUAACUACAAAUAAAGCUAUUUUCAUUUUUUUCGAAA
Messenger RNA from Argiope bruennichi, 4219 nucleotides. RefSeq lists its product as uncharacterized. The transcript is spliced from 16 exons. Lineage: Eukaryota; Metazoa; Arthropoda; Arachnida; Araneae; Araneidae. The record is from RefSeq and is a predicted model, not a curated record. Gene Ontology annotation, molecular function: protein binding. The coding region runs from base 329 to 4027 and encodes 1232 amino acids.